AUGGUACAAGGAGACACUCGCUGUAUUGAACAACUUUUGGGACAUCUGGUACAAGGACUACUUAUCCGCAAUAUCCGCACGUCACCAACACCGCAUCCACCAAGGAAGGUCAAGUCCACUCAUUCCUUCGGUAGGAGACAUUCUCAUUGCCGACAAGAAUGUUCCACGUGGGCAAUGGCCUUUAGCCAUCAUAACCACUAUCCACCGCAGCAAAACCAACAUACUCAGAUCAGCAUUGCAAAUGGUCAUGAGUUGCAGAGAUCGAUCAAUCAACUACAUCCAUUGGAGAUUUCUGCAAAGGAAGACCUACGACCGAAGAAGAGCCGCCAACAACUGCAACCUACACGGAUCCAACCACCACGAGCAGCUAAACGGGUACGAUUUGCACUUGGUACGAAGCAAGCGUGA
Messenger RNA from Necator americanus (New World hookworm), 408 nucleotides. RefSeq lists its product as uncharacterized. NCBI's taxonomy places the organism in Eukaryota, Metazoa, Nematoda, Chromadorea, Rhabditida, Ancylostomatidae. The coding region runs from base 1 to 408 and encodes 135 amino acids. The transcript has a single exon. The record is from RefSeq and is a predicted model, not a curated record.